UGGUAGCUUCAUUUUAACUGGCUGGUUAUUUAGGACUGGAAGCUGCAGAUAAAAACAAGUCUCACUCUCGAGACUCUGCAACUUUAUCUUCUCCUCUGGCUUUGUUGUUUUCUGCCCUCUUGCUAACAUGGAAGUAACAUGCCUAGUUGUCGUGCUCAGGUUAGGUGUCCAGAUGUUAUGCCUCCCUGCUUACUUGCUGUGGUACCUGGGUAUCUGGGAACCCCUUUGCAAGACGUUAUUCCCCUACAUCAUGUUUGGGGGGAGCUUAAUUUAUAAUAAGCAGAUGUCUGGCAAGAAAAAGGAAAUGUUCAGCAACCUGAAGGACUUUGCCAGUCCCACGGGGGCCCUCACACUUUUAGAGAUUGGCACAGGACCCGGCACCAACUUUCAGUUCUACCCCACAGGAUGCAAAAUCAUAUGCACUGAUGUGAACCCCAACUUCCAGAAGUUUCUUGACAAGAGCCUGGCUGAAAAUCCACAUGUGCAGGUGGAACGCUGUUUGGUGGCUCCAGCUGAGGACCUGCACCAGGUACCAGCUGCAUCAGUGGAUGUGGUGGUUUCAACGCUGGUGCUAUGCUCUGUGAAGAACCCGGAGCAAGUUAUGAAAGAAGUUCUACGGGUGCUGAGACCGGGUGGUGCUUUCUACUUCCUAGAACACGUUGCAGGUGCUCCUUCCAGCUGGAAUCUCUUCUGGCAGCAGAUCUAUAAUCCAACUUGGAAACGUCUGUUUGAUGGGUGCCACUUGACCAGAGAAACCUGGAAGGACCUAGAAAAAGCUGGCUUCUCAGAGCUGAAGCUGUGGCACAUACAUGCCCCUUUAAAAUGGCAACCUAAUAAGCCGCAUAUCAUAGGUUAUGCUGUAAAGUAGCAUGGAAAUAAAUUACUGAACAAGAUCUC
Messenger RNA from Lacerta agilis (Sand lizard), 897 nucleotides. RefSeq names its product methyltransferase-like protein 7A. The record is from RefSeq and is a predicted model, not a curated record. Bases 128 to 868 code for a protein of 246 amino acids. The transcript has 2 exons. NCBI's taxonomy places the organism in Eukaryota, Metazoa, Chordata, Lepidosauria, Squamata, Lacertidae. Gene Ontology annotation, molecular function: S-adenosylmethionine-dependent methyltransferase activity.